UUUUUCUUUUGUGCAGAAGGUGUGCUUUAAUCAAUUAAUAAUCAACUCUCUCUUUCACCUUCUUUUCUGUCCGUUACCACUCCCAUGUCUCCUCCACAUUCAGAAGAGAACGUACCCGAAAACGCACCAGAGCAUUGUCCUGGAACAGAAAGCGAUCAAGCUGGUAAAGCUUCAGCUUGCGCAGGUUGUCCCAACCAGAAUGCUUGCGCUACUGCACCUAAAGGUCCUGAUCCAGCGAUUCCGUUGAUUACGGCACGCAUGGCGUCCGUGAAGCACAAGAUUUUGAUCCUAUCCGGAAAAGGCGGUGUCGGCAAAUCGAGUUUCACGUCGCAAUUAGCAUUUGCAUUAGCCCAUGACGAGGACAGUGAAGUGGGUGUUAUGGACGUUGAUAUUUGCGGACCAUCGAUUCCUACAAUUAUGGGUUUGGAAGGCGAACAAAUCCAUCAAAGCAACAGUGGAUGGCAACCAGUUUUUGUGCAAGAAAAUCUCGGCGUAAUGAGUAUUGGAUUCAUGCUUCCCAACAAGGACGAUGCCGUCAUUUGGCGAGGACCCAAAAAGAAUGGUCUGAUCAAACAAUUCUUAAAGGAUGUGGAUUGGGGUACAUUGGACUUUUUGCUGGUGGACACACCCCCAGGCACAUCGGAUGAACACUUGUCGGUCGCAUCCUACUUGAAGGAAAGCGGUAUCGAUGGUGCCAUUGUCAUUACAACUCCACAGGAGGUCGCUUUACAGGAUGUGCGCAAGGAAAUUGAUUUUUGUCGCAAGGUCAAUAUCCCUAUUUUGGGUUUGGUCGAGAACAUGUCUGGUUUUGUGUGUCCCAAUUGUCAUGGCGAGUCGGUUAUCUUCCCACCCACCACUGGUGGUGCAGAAGCACUUGCCAAAGAAAUGAAUAUCGACUUGCUUGGCCGAAUCCCGCUGGACCCACGGAUCGCAAAGAGCUGUGAUAUGGGUGUCUCAUUUAUGGAUGAAUACCCUGACUCGCCUGCCUCGGCUGCUUACGAGGCUGUUAUCGACAAAUUGCAAGCUCGUUUCCAAUAAGUUACCACCCCAAUGCACACCUCACACAUAAAUUUGUAAUAUAAUAGUUUCUCCAUGCUUAAUAAUCCUGUAUAUGUAUCUAUUCGUCACACGAAUAAACUUUUUU
Zychaea mexicana is the source of this 1144-nucleotide messenger RNA. Its product is annotated as cytosolic Fe-S cluster assembly factor NBP35. Gene Ontology annotation, cellular component: cytosol. Gene Ontology annotation, molecular function: ATP binding; ATP-dependent FeS chaperone activity; 4 iron, 4 sulfur cluster binding. NCBI's taxonomy places the organism in Eukaryota, Fungi, Mucoromycota, Mucoromycetes, Mucorales, Lichtheimiaceae. Bases 85 to 1038 code for a protein of 317 amino acids. Gene Ontology annotation, biological process: iron-sulfur cluster assembly. The record is from RefSeq and is a predicted model, not a curated record. The transcript is spliced from 4 exons.